Penicillium lagena is the source of this 6291-nucleotide messenger RNA. Its product is annotated as putative SNF2 family helicase. Lineage: Eukaryota; Fungi; Ascomycota; Eurotiomycetes; Eurotiales; Aspergillaceae. Bases 1 to 6291 code for a protein of 2096 amino acids. The record is from RefSeq and is a predicted model, not a curated record. Gene Ontology annotation, molecular function: methyltransferase activity; ATP binding; ATP-dependent chromatin remodeler activity. The transcript is spliced from 5 exons.
AUGCUGCCAAAUAGCAAGGCAACCAACAAGCAGCUGAAGGGGGCAGGUCAGUUCGAAAGAUCGAAGCAAACUCAACUUGGUUGUAUCAGCAAUGGAAGUGAAAUUCCUGAGGUGCGGAGGGCACAGCUGCUCGAGCCUGGUCGCUAUCUCGCUCGCAACUUGCCGCCCAUGCACGAAUUGAAAGAUAUCUUCAACGACCUCGCGGAAAAUGCUAUCAAGCAGGGUCUUGCUGCUGUCCUCAACCACCUGGCAGGAAGACCACUGCGCGUGGCUACGAUGUGCUCGGGGACCGAGAGCCCGCUUCUGGCCUUGGAGAUGAUCCAGAAUGGCCUGGCCUCCCUUCCUGGAGCGGGCCAACUCCGUGUUAAACAUCUUUUCAGCUGCGAGAUCGUUCCAUUCAAGCAAGCGUACAUUGAACGGAACUUCCACCCUCCCAUCCUCUUCCGUGAUAUCCGGGAGCUCGGAAAUGCAGAGGCGGAAACCGCAUACGGAUCGCUGGGAAAGAUCCCCGGAAACCCAGACCUCCUAGUCGCUGGAACCGCUUGUGUCGAUUUUUCCAACCUCAACUCACAGCAGAAAUCACUUGAAGAUGGUGGAGAGUCUGGAAGUACAUUCAAGGGCAUGCUGGAUUACGCCCAGAAAUAUCGACCUGCCCUGGUCAUCCAAGAAAAUGUCAGGAGCGCUCCCUGGGCCGAAAUCGCUCACAAGUGGCAGUCGAUCGACUACUUCGCGACAUGGGCUGCUAUCGACACAAAGGCGUACUAUAUUCCUCAGACUCGCGAGCGUGGGUACAUGGUCUGCAUCGACAAGGCCCGCCUCCGGAAAAUUGGGGUGCAGAAUGACACUGAGGACGAUGCCAUUCGCUAUCUCCAUCUUGGGGCCCGAUGGAAAGAGCUGCUUUCCAAGUUCACACGCCCAGCCAGCUCCCCAGCAGGUAUGUUUCUUCUUGGUGAAGACGAUAGACGACUGGAACGUAUUGAAAAAGACAUGAGUACUCGUCUAAAUGCCACGGCUGUCCGGGCUGAGGUCGCUUGGGAGAGAUACAAGGUCCGUCACCAGCGACAUCGCAACGAGCAUGAUGUUGGAAACCAGCGACCAAUUACGCGAUCACAGCCUGGCAGCUUUGUCUGUCACCCACCCGAUUUCUAUUGGCAUACCUACAUAAACUCGCAGGCGGAGAGAGUUUGGGAUACCCUUGAUAUCAACUUCUUGCGAAAGAUCGUGACCUGGGAUUACGAUAUGAAUUUCAAGGAGCGAUGGAUUGAGUUGUCCCAGGGUGUUGAUCGUGGCGGCGAGUCAAAAGGUUUCGGAAUUAUCGGCUGCCUCACGCCUAGUGGUAUGCCUUUUCUCACUACCCGUGGCGCGCCACUUACCGGUCUUGAGGCCCUAGCACUGCAAGGAUUGCCGUUGGACAGAAUCAGUCUUACGAGAGAAUCACAGCGUGAACUGCAAGACCUGGCCGGGAACGCGAUGAGUUCCACUUGUGUUGGGGUUGCCAUUCUUGCGGCGCUGCUCGUCGGCUACAAUGUCCUGGAAAGAGGCAAUGAUUCGAAGGACUACCAUGAUAAUGUGGUAAAGGCAUCUUUCAUCCCUCAGGAUGGCUAUGAUACCACGCAGACUAGCCUGGAGGACGCCCAAGUCCAUACAGUCGACCAUGUUGAUCUCCAAGCUCGAGCUACUAGAAGUGCAAGAUAUUGCACAUGCGAAAAGCAGUCUACCAUCAGGAAGAGCAUCGUCAAAUGCGGACUUUGCAAUCAUACCGCCUGCAGCUCAUGUUCCGGAAAUCCUUCUCACUCGUAUGAACCUCUUCCACUUUCGCGCAGCGAGCCGUCGGGUUUUAUUACAUAUCUGAAGGACCUGUUGCCGAUGAGGCUCAAGCUCACCGGCCUCUCUAAUAUGGCUUUUGAAAAAUUCGCAAAUUACAAGCCGGAAUGCGUGAAGGGCGCUGAGUGGCAGAACUUCACGGAAAUUAUCAAAACUGUACUUGGUGAAGAGCUCCGCUUCUUUGACAUUACACGAGGAGGGGUCUGGAAAGUCCUCUACAAAGGCAGACAUGCAACUUCUAGUCUGAGUCUCAUAAUCAGCAGCACUGGUUUACAAUGGCUCUACUUUGCGAACCCACCCGCAUCAGCACCGUCCCAGAGUCUUAUCAGAGAAAUGCUUGACCAGCCAAUAGCAAGAAUGACACCCCAGCAUAAAUCGCUUACUGAAGGCGACUGGGAGAUCUAUUCUCCCUUUAGCACAAAGUUCACUCUCAAAUUUGCAGGCAGCGGGAGCCAAGUCAAGACAUUCCAGGCUGAGUGUGGGCUACAGACAAACAGGUAUUUGAACUCCAAAACCUGGAGCCGUCUCACGAUUGGCGGAGAAGAGGAAGACGCCAGGCACUGGGAUGUGGAUAUUCGGGGCGAAUACGAGUAUCUUCCUGAUUGUGGCACGGCACUUGGAUCUCUGCACAAGAAGGCUGCUACUGGAGACUGCCCAGCCAUUUACCUUUUUCUCGACCCCACCAAACACGGCAACCCUGAUGGAGAUCGCUGUGUCUUUUCUCUUGAGCAUGAUCGUAUCCCCGGAUACAACAGUCGCAUUACCAUUGCGGAGUUGGAGCCCUCCUGGAGAGCAUGGAAUAUGACCAGUACUGUGGCAAAUGCCAACGCGUUUUCCCGACGCUGGGCCAAAGUAUCAGAUGCUAGAUUGGAAAAAUUUGUUAGUGGCCCGAUUAUCUGCAAAAGUCUGAAACCCGGAGUCCAAGUUUCAAUUGGAAGCAAAGAUUGCCACGAAAGUUACACAACAUUGGUCACGCUGUCUGUACCAGCAGCAACCUCCAAACAUGAAGAACAAGACACCAAUUGGAGAGCCUUGGACUCUGCGGAUUCUGCCGCCACUUUGAAGAAUUUCGUCUGGUUGGUCCAGAAGAUUUCCGGAUGGAGGGAGUUCCAAGACUGGAAUCAGAUAAUUGGCUGGGAUAACUUACCACGCAUGGAAGAAACAGCGUGCUCGUCCUGCCAUCCACCAAAGCCCAGCAUCUUGUGGGGCAGAGACCAGAAAAAUGUCAUUGUGCCGUACGAGAACCCGAAAGAGGCAGGCGCCUAUGAGCGAGCUGUCAAGUCGAAGCCGUCUCCAUUCCUGGUCUUCAGGCAAGGUGAGCGUGACAGUGAGAGUGAAUUUCGGUUCACUCUCAAUGUACAGACACUCGCUCAUCAGGCUUACGGUAAGCUCGUUGGUACUGGGCCAAAUGACGGCGUCAGUCUUCACUGGCGACUCAUUCCCGAUGCCUUUGACCUGGCCAAGCUGAAGACAUCUGAUUUUACUCUGAAGAGCAAUCAAGACGACACCCCCUGCUCACAGCCGCCUCACUUCAGAGAGAAGUUGAGGAAGGAGCAGCUGCAGUCGUUAGCGUGGAUGAUUUCUCAAGAGGAGGAUGGUGUGACCCCGUUCCUGGAGGAGGAAACAGAAGAGGCUGUGCUCUCUCUGAUGCCGUGGCGGGCGGAAGUGAGGGCAGCUAUCCCCAGAAUUGUCCGGGGAGGCGUACUCGCCGACGAAGUGGGAUAUGGCAAAACGGCAAUCAUUCUUGGCCUUAUUGAUGCGCAGUUCCAAAAAGACCGCUCGCUCUCAUUGGAGGUUUCUGGGUUGAUCCCCACUCACGCAACCCUGAUCGUAGUUCCAGACAAUGUUUUCGAGCAGUGGCAGUCCGAAAUUAAGAAAUUUCUCGGGAAGCAGCACACAGUGCUGACCAUUCAGGGUGUUGGAAAACUUCGCAAACUCAGCAUUCAAGACAUCCAACGCGGCGACAUCAUCGUCGUGGCUUGGAAAGUGUUCAGCAGCAACGUGUACUAUGAAACUUUGCAGCAGUUUACAGGCACUCCAGAGCCUCCUGCAAAGGCAGGCCGCAACUUUGAUAACUGGUUUCAAGAUGCUCGAGAUGCUCUCAAGGAAUUGUGUGGCACUUUGACCUCUGACGGGCCUGAGGAAUAUCUUCGGGAGGUUCAGACACGGCGCGCGCGGGUCGAAGAGAGCCAAGCUGGGUAUACCUAUAUGCCUUCACGCCGAGUUCGGGGCAAGGGCUUCACACGUGCCCAGCAAGAGACAGAAGCAAGCGCCGGUGGCGAUCAAACACCAGAUGACAAGCCAAUGGACAGUGGAAAUUGCUUGGAGAAGGCCUGUAAAGGGGAGGUUACAGAGCGCUUCUCUGAGAAGUCUCAGAAGAAGGGUACAAAAAGAAAACGCGACCAAGUACCUGACAGCAACACCAUACCUAGGGUACGAGACGACCGGGAAAUAUUCAACAUUCCAACGACCGGGAAAGAUCAUGAUUGGCGCGAAAUGCGGUAUCCAUUCCUGCACCUCUUCAGUUUCAACCGGAUUGUCAUUGACGAGUACACAUACAUCUGCGAAGAAAGACUGAGUUCUAUCUUGUCGUUGCAUUCACGAUCUAAAUGGAUUCUAUCCGGCACACCGGCUAUGCGCGAAUUCGCCGACAUCAAGAGCAUUGCCCGGUUCCUGGAUAUCUAUUUGGGCGUGGAUGAUGACGGAGAUGUGCCCACGCAGAACAGCCGACUGAAAUCCAUUCGCAAGAGCUACACCGCAGCGGAGGCUUUUCAAACGUACCAGCCUCGUCGUUCUGAUGCUUGGUACUGCAAUAGACGACAGAUUGCGCAAAGGUUCCUGGAUCAAUUUGCAAGACAAAAUAUUGCGGAAAUUGACCACAUCGCCACAGAGAUACAUCUUGUCCCAAUAAACCAGUCCCCGAUGGAGCAGCAAACCUAUCAAACAUUGUUUAAUGCACUCCUGAAACAGAAUGGCCGGCAUCGCAAAAUCAGAAAUCCUAACAACGAUCGCGUAAUUUCCCGUUUGAAUGAGAUAUUGAGCAGCAGCAAAGCUCCGCUGGAAGCUCUCAUCAAAUGUUGUGCAUCCACAAAGCUGCAAAAUAACCCAUGGGAUGUCGAAGCAUACAAAAGUCGACUGAAGACUCAGAGACAGACGAAGACGAAGAAUUAUGGCAAAUUGGAGGGUCUCGUAAAGCAGGCCGCGUUGACCACCCGUCGGUGGGAGUUGCAGUCAAGUGCUUGGAACAACUGGUUACAGGGAAUUCAUGUCGACAACAUUGGGGAUCUGGAUACAACCACGGCAGUCUACGAGCUUAUCAACUGUUGCUUCGCUUCAUAUGCUGACUGGGCGGGAAGUGAGGACGGCAAAGGUGUCACGACGGAAAUGGAAGAGCGAUUGGCAAAAGCAUCCAAAAAAGCCAAGAAGCCUUCGGCAAAAGCUAAUACGAAAGAAAAGGCGGGGAGCCCCAAGGGCAACGGCAGCUUGCCUGGAGGGCGCUCCAGCAAGAGAGCCAAGCUCACCUCCAGCGGCCUUACUGCCGGUUCCAAGUCACAACCUCAUUCUCAAAAUGUGGGAGCCGUGAUGAAAACACUGGCGGUUAACAUUAUUUCUACCUUGAAGCUGAUUGUUCAAAUCGAGCGUGAUAUCCGCUUCUCGGAAGCCAUCGUGAACCUACAGACCGCAGGUAUGGCAAUAUCAUGCUGCAAAUGUAAUACUCAGCAAAACAGCAUCACCAAAGUGGGACUUUUAACAUCCUGUGGUCAUCUCCUCUGCGAAGACUGCAUCGACAAAAUCCCCGAGAAGGAGCGCCAGUGUCUGGUCCCCGGGUGCGAUGGAUCCGCAAAGCAAAGCAAAAUCGUCCACGGAUCUAGCGUCGAGGGCGGGAAGAGCAGUUCUGAGAGAGACAGCAAGAUUGAAAAACUGGUUGAGAUACUUCAGCAAGUUCCCGACAACGAACUGGUGCUCGUCUUUGUGCAGUUCGAGGAUCUGAUGCCAGUCGUCUCUCGUGCGCUUAAAGCCACUGGCAUUGAACAUCGCAUGGCACGGGCUGGAAAUAUGGGCCCAAUUAAUGAGUUCAUCAAGCUGAAUGGCGGAAAGAGCACGGGGAAGCAGCAUGCUCGGCCUAAGGUGCUUAUUCUUCGGCUGGGUAGUUCGAUGGCUGCUGGAUUGAAUCUUCAAUGCGCGAACCACGUCGUCUUCCUCUCGCCUCUCCUCGUUUCAACUCAACAGGAAUGGAACGCCGGGAUGACCCAGGCCAUUGGACGAGCACGACGCUAUGGGCAGACGCGGACAGUGCACGUGUAUCAUCUUUUGAUGAAGAUGACCGUCGAUGUGAACGUUAUGCAGGAACGAGAGGGCAAGAUCCUGGUUGAGCGCCGUGGCGCGUUGGAAUGGGUGUCUCCGGCCGAGAGCGAAGCUGAGGGUGUUGUUCGAUGUGGAGGCGAGCCAUUUGAUGUUCGACUGUGA